UUAAAAUCCACGCAAAGAAGAAGGCCGAGCAUUGUUCCGGGUGGCAGCGUGUCCGCGCUUCGCAUUAUCCAUUGGUUCGUCUUUAUACAGCAGAAUCAUCGUCUGGCUCGCUUGAAAGACUCUGAACAUGGUGAAACUGUCCGCGGAGCUGAUCGAGCAGGCUGCUCAGUUCACGAACCCGGUCCGAGACAGAGAACUCGAUCUGCGCGGCUAUAAAAUCCCAGUACUGGAGAACCUCGGAGCCACGCUGGACCAGUUUGACACUAUCGAUUUCUCGGAUAAUGAAAUAAGGAAGCUGGAUGGAUUUCCAUUGCUCAAGCGGCUGAAAACGCUGAUGCUGAACAACAACAGGAUCUGCCGACUAGGUGAGAAUCUGGAGACUGCGCUGCCAUGUCUGAGAGAAUUGGUCCUCACAAACAACAACAUUCAGGAUCUGGGUGACCUGGACCCUCUGGCCUCAAUUAAGACGCUGACCCUCCUGAGCCUUUUAAGGAAUCCUGUCACAAACAAGAAACAUUACCGGCUCUAUGUCAUCAACAAGCUCCCUCAGAUUCGUGUGCUGGACUUCCAGAAAGUGAAGAUGAAGGAACGGCAGGAGGCGGAGAAAAUGUUCAAGGGAAAACGAGGUGCUCAGCUUGCAAAGGAUAUUGCCAAGCAACCCAAAACGUUCACGCCGGGGGCAGCUCAGCAGCUUGAGAAGAAGAAGACAGGACCCUCCUACUCAGAUGUGGAGGCUAUUAAGAAUGCCAUUGCCAAUGCGUCGUCAUUAGCAGAGGUGGAGCGGUUGAAGGGGAUGCUGCAGGCUGGUCAGAUCCCCGGCCGAGACCUCAGAGGUGCUGGUGAUAUGGUGGAGGAGGAAGAAGAAGAGCAGGAGGAGGAAGGUGACAUGGCACAGAUGGAAACCAACAUGGCCGGAGUGACUGUAGAGAUGGAUAACGGCCAAGCUGUGGAAGCGAUGGAAGAAGAGCCCCAUGUGAAUGGAUCAUGAGGAUCCUGAGAAGUUUCUUUUCUUAUGUUUUUUUUUAAGCUUGAUUUGUAAUUUGUUUAAAUACAUUAAACUGAUA
Synchiropus splendidus (mandarinfish) is the source of this 1064-nucleotide messenger RNA. RefSeq names its product small nuclear ribonucleoprotein polypeptide A' (gene snrpa1). The record is from RefSeq and is a predicted model, not a curated record. Gene Ontology annotation, biological process: mRNA splicing, via spliceosome. Gene Ontology annotation, cellular component: U2 snRNP. Gene Ontology annotation, molecular function: protein binding; U2 snRNA binding. The coding region runs from base 128 to 988 and encodes 286 amino acids. NCBI's taxonomy places the organism in Eukaryota, Metazoa, Chordata, Actinopteri, Syngnathiformes, Callionymidae. The transcript has 9 exons.